This is a messenger RNA of Peromyscus maniculatus bairdii (prairie deer mouse), 1713 nucleotides long. RefSeq names its product integrin subunit beta 1 binding protein 2 (gene Itgb1bp2). The record is from RefSeq and is a predicted model, not a curated record. NCBI's taxonomy places the organism in Eukaryota, Metazoa, Chordata, Mammalia, Rodentia, Cricetidae.
AGGUGAGAUGCAAGGUAGAGUGGCUAGGAUCAAUGCUGUUGGUACUACAGGUAAUGGCAGUGUCAGGCAAGCUAUUCCAAAUGCAGAAAAUGGUGGGGUUAUAUCCAUACCACAGAGGGAGGGGCAUCUUCAUUAGCAUUUUGUUUCUGAGCAGCUGCUGGUAUGUCAGAGGCUUGGAAUUGGCAACAUCUAAAACUGCUGUAGUUACUGACCUCACCCAAGUUCCAAGGGCUCUUCUUCCUGAUCCCUUUUUCCUGAGCCUCAGAGCUAAAAUACUCUGGAGCACUUUCCUAUUGGCUGAGAAGACCAACUGAAGUUCCCUUGCCCAUGUUUGGAGGUGGACGCCUCCUGCACUAAAGAUAGAAACAGCUGGCUCUUCUAGGCAGCUAAAAGCCUCCAGACUAAGAGGUGUUCCUCACUCUGAAGCCAGACUCCUUGAAAUACCCUUUGAGUAAGCUUGAUCAACGCCUCCAUGUCUCUGCUCUGCCAUAACAAAGGCUGUGGGCAACACUUUGACCCCAAUACCAAUCUCCCUGAUUCCUGUCACUAUCACCCUGGAGUCCCAAUCUUCCAUGAUGCACUUAAGGGUUGGUCCUGCUGCCGAAAGCGAACUGUAGAUUUCUCUGAGUUCUUAAACAUCAAGGGCUGUACUGUGGGACAACACUGUGCUGAGAAGCUUCCUGAGGGCCCUCCACAGCCUGAGGGUCCUGCCACAAGUUCACUUCAGGAGCAAAAACCUCUGAAUACAAUUCCAAAGUCAGCAGAGACCUUGCUCCGUGAAAGGCCUAAGUCAGAGAUGCCUCCAAAACUGCUGCCACUUAUUAUAUCUCAAGCCCUGGGAGUGGCGCUGGAGCAGAAGGAGCUAGAGCAGGAACCUGGGGCAGGACUUGACAGUAGUCUGAUCUGGACUGGUUCCAGCUGCCAGAACCCAGGAUGUGAUGCUGUUUACCAAGGCCCCGAGAGUGAUGCUGCUCCGUGUACCUACCACCCAGGGGCACCUCGGUUUCAUGAGGGGAUGAAGUCUUGGAGCUGUUGUGGUAUCCAGACUCUGGAUUUUGGGGCAUUCCUGGCACAGCCAGGAUGCAGAGUUGGUAGACAUGACUGGGCCAAGCAGCUGCCAGCAUCUUGCCGCCAUGAUUGGCACCAAACAGAAUCCUUGGUAGUGCUGACUGUAUAUGGCCAGAUUCCACUUCCUGCAUUCAACUGGGUGAAAGCCAGUCAAACUGAGCUUCAUGUCCACGUUGUCUUUGAUGGUAAUCGUGUGUUCCAAGCACAAAUGAAGCUCUGGGGGGUCAUAAACGUGGAGCAGAGCUCUGUCUCCUUGAUGCCAUCCCGGGUUGAAAUCUCCCUGGUCAAGGCUGACCCAGGAUCCUGGGCCCAGCUGGAGCAGCCCGCUUCCCUAGCUGAGAAGGCUAUGACAGGGCUUUUGUUAGAGAUGGAUGAGGAGGGAUCUGAGGAUUCAGAUGAUGACCUGAGCUGGACAGAGGAGGAGGAGGAGGAAGAGGAAGAGGAAGAAGCUAUGGGGGAAUAGGAUCGGCAGACAGUUGAGUUUCAGGGUAGGCCCUCAGUGACCUCCUUCGAAUCUCAGAGACCAGGAUAUGGUUGACUAUGUGCUGUCAUUGAGCAGCAGGAGGCUGGAGGAGGCGAGAACAGACAAAACUGUCCAAACUGUGCUGCUGCUCCCCUAAAUAAACCUUAUAUUCUACAGUUUCA